UCGCAAAUGCGACCUCCUCGCCUUCAUUCUGCAAGAAAUACGUUUAUCCGUAGGUAUUACGAUUGCAAUAGGGUAUUGCCAACAAUUCCAAUCUAUGUGCAAUUAAGAACUUAUAUUAGUUACAUAUUUAAAAAAUCUCAUGUCUCGAUCACACCCCUGUCAGUGAAAAGACUCAAGUUUAUUCAAGACCACGUUACAGAUUUUGACAUGCAGUAG
Messenger RNA from Bipolaris zeicola 26-R-13, 216 nucleotides. RefSeq lists its product as uncharacterized. NCBI's taxonomy places the organism in Eukaryota, Fungi, Ascomycota, Dothideomycetes, Pleosporales, Pleosporaceae. The record is from RefSeq and is a predicted model, not a curated record. The transcript has a single exon. The annotation marks the transcript as partial.